CCCUCUGUGCUCUAUUUUACCAGUUGUGCCCCUGAUGGUGCUGGUGUGAGUCCACAGCACUGUGUAACCAGAUAGCUCAUCCUAGCAGCAGCCUCGAGACCAUUCCAUACUCAGAUUGGAAAAGUACAUGUGGGAUCUGUUUCUGUUGCAAGUGGAAUUGUUAUGAAAGGAUUGUCCUGGAUUUGCACUAGUGAAAGAAACCCAAUUCCCAUCUGGACUAUGUGAGGCAAUAGCAAAUAAAGGAGCAGAUUUCUCAAUGCUGUACUUUAAAAAAUGCAAAGUGACUCUUGAGAAGAGAAUCUCCUCCUCCUUGUGUGGGCUGAGGAAUGGAUUUCCAUGCUCAUCCAACAGGCCAAAAAUACUGCCAGGGGAUGGCUUUGCUUCUGGCUCUUACCAUCUGCCAGAUGAUUUAACUGGGAUAAUCUCAUUUUCUACCAGGAGAUACAACAGGAGGGACUGGACACCUUUAAGCUGAGUUGUUCUCUGUCAUGGUGAGCUGUGCCACACUCAGACCUGCUGAGCAGGGAACUGACUGUCCAAAGGGCAGAGCCUUGGUUAGAGAUCAGUUUGAUCAUCAGCUGAUUUGAGACAAGUUUGAUCAGAGCGAAGUUCAAACCAGUAACAAUCAGUGAGAAAGAGAUAAAAAGUGGGCUCAGCAGAACAGUAGUGGAGGUAUUUGCCUUCCAAGAUCUGGUUUGACAAGAUAAAAAAGAUCCACAGAUACCACCUGUAACAUAAAUACUGGCUUUUAAAUACCACAGAGUGGGAGCAUGGCCUGAACAGAAGAGCACAGAGAACUGAUCGUCAGUCCUUAUUAGCCAGUGCAGCUUUGAAGUUCAAGGUUCUGAGUUUGCUGACUUUUAUUUCAAAGCAUUAUUCACCCCAUGUGCUCCUGAACCUUAAAUGGUCCCUUUCCAUCCUGAAAACCUAUUAAGUCUGUACAGCCUAGAGCUGUACAAGUGAAAUUAUUAAUUUAAGAGAAACACUCAUCACCUUUAUUUUAUUACUACAUAAAUUUACAGGACUGAGAAGGGCUUUGAGUUGAUUACUGCUGUUAUUUUUCUCCCCCACAUUGCUACAGUGUUUUUCCAAAAUGGUAAGUUUGGGAGCUUUUCUUAAAAAAAAACAAAGCCAGAAUAAAUAUUUAGCUGAUGCUAUGAUGUGGCCUUCACUCCAGGGGUCGGGUCACUGGAAGGCAUGUGGAAAGGGACAGCAGCUGGGAAGCUAAAAAGAAGAUGAAGAUUGUAAUCCCAGACAGAGGAAGGCUCUUGGGACUGUGAAAAACUUAUGAUGGGAUGCUCUAGGGAAGAGCAAAGGUGAGGAAAUAAAGGGGAGUUAAUGUCACUCUCCAUCCUGCAUGAGAAGAGGUCCAAACAUCAGUGGCUGGGACAGCCUAUGGUGACAGUCUGUGUAGAUCUGGUUGGCAGCACCCAGAAAAGCAGUGCCUGGUGGGACAGGAGGUUCCUGACAUUGUCCCCAAACCUCACCUGGAGAGAGGUAAAAGAGGAGUUUGAGAAGCAGAAGGGAAAGUGGGUAAAGGAGAAUUGCUGUGGUCCCUUCGGGCACUGCUCCCUGGCCAGGGGCUGGGUGGGACGUUUGGGGACUCUGGACUCCUCUGGUGCCAAGCAAAUGCAGUGACUGAAGCUCUUCUCACUCGUGGGGCAGCUCAGCUGCUUUGCUUUGCACUCAGAGCAGUAACACUUCCACUGUUCAUUGGCAAAGCAGUCCUGGGACACCAUGUGCUGUGGAGGACACCAAAAUGUCAGAGACUUUUCCUGCUCUUGGCUUUUGAGACCAAAUCAGCCCAGCUGUAACCUCCUUGCCUCAGUCCUGUGCUCAUUUCCAACAUCCACUUUUGGUUUAAUUUUUUUCAGUAGGUGUCUAUAGCCUGGUCUUAAAGGCAGAAAUUACAGAGUGGGAUUCUCUGAACAUUUUCCUUACAAAAAAUCUGGGCUCCAUGCAGCUUAGAGAAGGGAAUUUGCUUCAUGCCAAAACCCAUCCACCUAACACAGCAUGGGUGCUGCAAUGAGAUUCCAACAUACCUUCCACCUUAAAAAUCUCUGUUUAUCCAGGGACAAGUUCACUCUGGAGUGCUCCUCAGGGGCAAGGCAAACACUGACAAGCAAUGACAACAGAGGUUGUCAGCUCUGCCUCUGCCUAUCAGCUGAUGGGUGGGGAUAAAAUGCACAUUCCUGCCCCAGCCUGUCUCUAGUCCCAGCUCCCGGCACAGAGCUCUCAUGAUGCUCUGGGUGAUUCUCCUCUGUACCUUGGUGUCAUCACUGCUCGGUGGGCUCUAUGUCCUGGGUGUGUUUCGGAGACGGAGACCUGAUGAGCCACCCCUGGAAAAAGGUACCAUUCCCUGGCUGGGCUAUCUGCUGGAAUUCAGAAAGGACAGCUCAGAGUUUCUCAAAAGGAUGCAGAGGAAGCAUGGGGAUGUUUUCACAGUGCUGAUCGGUGGCUAUUACUUCACUUUUGUGAUGGAUCCCUUCUGCUUUGGCACCAUUGUGAAGGAAUCGCGAUCCAAACUGGAUUUUAGGACUAAUGCAGCUCGGCUGGUUGUGCAGGUUUUUGGCUACAAGCCCACUGAAGCCACUCAAAAUGUAGUUCAUGCAUCGAGCACAAAGCACCUGAUGGGAGAUGGCCUCACUGUCCUCACACAAGCCACCAUGGAGAGCUUUCGGAAGCUGCUGCUUUUCAACCUGAGCUCAGGAGAGAAGAGAGUGUGGCAGGAGGAAAAGCUCUUCCACUACUGCUACAACAUUGUCUUCAGAGCCGGCUAUCUGGCUCUGUAUGGCACCGAGCCACCCCAACGGGCAGGGAACAAGGACAAAGCUGAAGAGCAGGAUCGCCUCCACUCCAAUCAGCUCUUCCAGGAGUUUCGGAAGUACGACCGGUUCUUCCCUCACCUGGCCUAUGCUCUGAUGCCUCCCAGGGACAAAAGAGAAGCUGAGCGGCUUAAGAGACACUUCUGGAACAUGCUGUCUGUGAAGAAGGUCUGGCAGAAGGACAAUAUCAGUGGCUGGAUAAGUGAUCAAGACCAACUUCUGGCUGAAAAUGGUGUCCCUGAGCACAUGCGGGAUCGUUUCAUGUUCAUGCUGCUCUGGGCAUCCCAAGGCAACACGGGCCCAACUGCCUUCUGGCUCCUCUUGUAUCUGCUGAAACAUCCUGAGGCUCUGAAGGCUGUGAGAGAUGAGGUGGAUAAAGUCUCAAGGGAGAGUGGGCAGGAAGUAAAGGCAGGGAGCCCCCCAGUUACUGUCACUAGGGACAUGCUGAACCAGACUCCUCUGCUGGACAGUGCUCUGGAGGAGACCCUGAGGCUGGUGGCAGCCCCAAUGCUGGUCAGAGCUGUCCUCGAGGACACCUGUCUGACGACAAGCAGUGGGACAGAGUUCACCCUCCGCAAAGGAGACAGGGUGGCUCUGUUCCCACACAUCUCUGUGCAGAUGAACCCAGAAAUCCACGAGGAGCCUCACAAAUUUAAAUACGACCGUUUUGUAAACCCAGAUGGCACCAGGAAAGAUUUCUACAGAAAUGGGAAAAAGCUGAAAUUUGUCAACAUGCCUUGGGGGGCAGGAGUUUCUACCUGUCCUGGGCGGUUCUUUGCUACUGCUGAAAUGAAAUUGUUUGUGUUCUUGAUGCUGAGUCACUUUGAACUGGAGCUGGUCAAUGAGGAGGAGGAGAUCCCAGCCAUAGAUAUCAGCCGCUGGGGGUUUGGGACGAUGCAGCCUGUCCAUGACGUUCGGUUCAGAUACCGGCCACGCUUUUAACCUGGGGAUUCCUGGUGGUGUUUGUUCUGGCGUCACCUAUGGGACAGAUUGUCUGAUCCCGUGGUUAUCAGAUCAGUGCAGUGCCAUCAUUGAUAUGAUCUUGUUUGCUCAAUGUUUAUCAUGGCUUUUGUUUUUACCUCCUCCUCAUGUGCUGCUGCUGUGUAGUUGUGUUAGUUAUGGGAUAGAAAUUAAUCUGCACAGAGAUAAAAUGUGUCCUGCCAGGCUAAUCCCAACCCCAUCCUGGGGGCCAUCAGCCCUUUGAAAGCCAAUAGGAACACAAGAUCAGAUUGGGAGGUGGAAACCCAAAUUCAGGGUUUCCAAGGAACAAGGAUUUUAUCCAGGUUCCUCCCAGGGCUGCCCCAGCAGAGCAUCAGGUCCCAGCAUGACUCCCAUGGAGAUGUGUCAUCAGGAACAGCUCUCUGGAUCACUACCUGGCAUAAAGGGGGUUGUGUCAAGGCAGGGGAAACAUCCUAUGGUGUGUAGGGGAAUUUUGGGACUGCACAGAACUUAGGAGUGUUUGGGGGAGGAACCAAAGGGGGAUAAAGGAGGGAUUUUGUCACCCUGAAAAUUAAACCUGAUCUUGUUUUCAUAGUUUCUAGCCACUUUCCCAGGGAAAUAACUAUAAACAU
This is a messenger RNA of Cyanistes caeruleus (blue tit), 4396 nucleotides long. RefSeq names its product cytochrome P450 family 8 subfamily B member 1 (gene CYP8B1). The record is from RefSeq and is a predicted model, not a curated record. Lineage: Eukaryota; Metazoa; Chordata; Aves; Passeriformes; Paridae. Gene Ontology annotation, molecular function: sterol 12-alpha-hydroxylase activity; heme binding; iron ion binding.